This is a messenger RNA of Elgaria multicarinata webbii, 1016 nucleotides long. RefSeq names its product eukaryotic translation elongation factor 1 epsilon 1 (gene EEF1E1). Gene Ontology annotation, cellular component: aminoacyl-tRNA synthetase multienzyme complex; cytoplasm; nucleus. Gene Ontology annotation, biological process: positive regulation of DNA damage response, signal transduction by p53 class mediator. The record is from RefSeq and is a predicted model, not a curated record. The transcript is spliced from 4 exons. The coding region runs from base 22 to 564 and encodes 180 amino acids. Lineage: Eukaryota; Metazoa; Chordata; Lepidosauria; Squamata; Anguidae.
CUUCCCUCCCUGUCGCCGAAGAUGGCGGCCGCAGUCGGGCCUGGCCUGGGUGUCGAGGAGCUGAGUCUGCUGGAGAAGUCCUUGGGCUUGAAGAAGGGGAACAAAUACAGCGGCCAAGGAGAGCGGAAGACUCCUGUACUACAAGCGAACAAUGGCCCUAGUCUGACAGGACUGACCACUAUAGCCAUUCAUCUAGUUAAACAAGCAAAGAAGGAACAGCUGCUUGGGAGUAGUGCAGAAGAGAAGGCAAAGGUUCAGCAGUGGUUAGAAUACAGAGUAACACAAGUAGACAAGCAGUCCAGCAAAGAAGAUAUUAGAAUAAUUCUGAAGGACCUUAAUUCAUACCUUGAAGAUAAAGUCUACAUUACAGGAAACAAUUUUACUUUAGCAGAUAUUCUAAUGUACUAUGGACUGCACCACAUCAUAGCUGACCUUACAGUGCAGGAGAAGGAGAAAUACCUUAAUGUGUCUCGUUGGUUUAAUCAUAUUCAGCAUUAUCCAGGUAUCCGGCAACAUCUGUCUAGCAUAGUCUUCAUCAAGAACAGACUCUAUAAUACACAUUAAAUGCUGUGUUCCUGAAAAAUGAAAAACAUCAUUUGGGAUCACUGAUGUGCAAGCAUUCGUUUCUGUCAUUUCCAUAUGUGAAGCUGAACAGUUGGUGCCUAAAGUAAUAAUGUUGCAUUGAGUAGCUGUUUAGAAAUAUGGACUUCAUUAAAACAAUUGUUUGGCAAUUUUCAACAAGUGAAAUGUGAAUGAAGCUGCUUAAAGUAGAGCAUUUAUUUUAAUCAUACAGACAUAUAGGAGCUUAGCCUUUAUAAAACUCUACUGCAAUAUGUCAGCUGUGCUAUUUGUCUGAAUUGUAUCAUGCAUAGUACUCCCUUGUAUUUUUCUCCUUUGGAUGUUUACACUAGUUUUGUAAAAGCUACUAUAAAGUUCUAUUGUGCCAAGGAUUUUGAAAGAGAAGCCAAAUGUAUUGGAAGCAAAACAUAUUUAUGUGAUAAAUUAUUUUAAAAGUC